UCAUGUGAUCAGUAAGUAACAAAACAAUCCUAGGAUCCGAUUGAGUUCAAGCUUUCUUCAAUCUUCCUGUCCAAAGGGCUUGCCGGUGUUGUAAAUCUACAAUAAGGCGAACAGAUCAUGGCUCUCAGUUGGCUGGUCCUGGUGAUCUCCAUGCAAGUUUUUAUUGUUCAAGGGAAAGUAUUUGAAAUACCAGAAAGCCAAAAACAUUUGGUUAGAGAAAUAAAUCAAAAACUUUUGAUGGUAACGCAUGAUGAAGAGGCCAAUCCCAGUGUGUAUAUUGGACUUCGUCUUUCUGAAGAGCACAAUCUGGAAAGAGAGAAUGAAUACGUUCAAAAACUAAAGCCAGAGGAUCUUUGCAGCAGCAGCUUAAAUACCAAGGAUGUUGAGCCAAAGACAGGACUAAUCGCUCUUCACUUGAUGGCUCAGAAGGCUUCCUGUGAUAUCACACAUAGAAUCAAGUUAAUCACAUGUCUGAAACAUCAUCUCCUCAAAGAAAAAGAAAGUAUAGUGCUAUAUGGUAAACCAUUAACCACCUAUUAUCAAUACAGCCUUGGUAUUCUGGGAUUGUGUGUCAAUGAUAAGUUAAUCGAUAAACAUUUUAUCAACAAGAUCACCUAUGCUGAAGAAAGGAAUCAGUUUAUCCAUGGAAAAACCAUCUCUAUAGACACUGAAGCAAUGGCUGGUUUAGCACUCCUAUGUUUAAAAAAUUCAAAUAAGUAUCCUCGUGAAGAGGUCGUCUACAUGAAGAAGGCUAUAAAAAGUAUUAAAGACAAAAUUUUGACCUCACAAGGCACUGAUGGGCAAUUAGGAAACAUCUAUAGCACACCUCUUGCUGUACAGUUCCUCUUAGCACUUGGUGGUCAAAGCGGCAGAGAACCUUCUUCCAAAGCAAUAAGAGCCUUACUGGAAGCAGUGGUCCAAGGAAAGUUCUCCAAUCCAAUGAUGAUGUCCCAGUUAUUACCCGUGUUCCACCAGAAGACCUACCUAAAUCUUGCAAUUAUAAAGUGUGACACAUCCACAAAUAAGCCGUUGUCAAUCCCUACCCCUCUUCCUGCACUUCCUGAAGUUGCCAUUGCUGCUAAGCCAAUUAAUGUCCGACUAGUAGUGGAAGGUCAUAAUUUCGAAGAAGUCAUUGAGGUCCCUUCACAAUCAUCACUUCUGGAUGUCCUAAAUGCUGCACAGGAGAAUUACAAUUUUUCAUUUAAAACGAAAAGUUCCCUGCACGGACCUUACCUGACAACUGUCAACAAUGUAGUAGGCCAUUGGCAACUUCUGAAGAAUUCUGAUAUCUCUUUGUCAGAAGGCAUUGCUGACUACAAACCUGCAGACAAAGAGAAGAUCAUCCUGCGUCUUAACGCACAAUAAGAAGCAACAAAGACCACUAGAAUGACCUGUUGUCAUCAGAUAUGAGGGAAACUGGCCUCACUUUUUAGAAUUUUAGAUUUCCUACAGUAUUUGCCAAAUAACUUUGAUAAACAACACAGAUAUGCAUUGGAUCAGCGCUGUAAUCGUUUAAACAGUAUUAAUUCAUGGGCUUGAUUCAAUUAAAACAAGUAUAAUAUGCAGAGCCCUGAAGCUGAAAAAUACAGAUUUCUGAACAAACUAACAGAGGAACAGCAGUGUUACUUACCGAAACCGUUUUGGUCAUUUGCUUUUUAAUAACUAACUUGAUUUACAACCAUAAAAGAUGAUUAGAU
Molecule: messenger RNA, 1697 nt
Organism: Rana temporaria (common frog)
Lineage: Eukaryota; Metazoa; Chordata; Amphibia; Anura; Ranidae
Gene: TCN2
Product: transcobalamin 2
Exons: 10
Coding region: 118-1365 (415 amino acids)
Biological process (GO): cobalamin transport
Molecular function (GO): cobalamin binding
Source: RefSeq, a predicted model, not a curated record